CCUCCAAUCGGCUCAAUUCUCAAUUAGGACCCCGCAUACCAACAUUCGAUAUUUUUGCGCGACUUUCAAGUGGGUUACAAUUCUGCACUCACCCGUUUCCAAAGCGUAACUAGGUCUCGGAAGAGUACUGUCUCGAAAUGUCAGCUCCGGCGGCAUCCAGCCCGAGUAGAUCGGCGAAUCAUGCACCACCCAACCCUCCCGUUCCCGAAACCCUGGGUACCACCUCGUCAGCUCACCCGAACAACGCGACAGCCUUGUCUAACCCCUUAACUUCGCCGAUUCUCUCACCAUCAUUGCAGUCUAGCUCCUCACGCCCGCAACCGUCUAAUUCGGGCUCGGCAUCUCGUAGCGCCACUUCACCUCCUACAACUACAACCGCAACCGCAACCGCAUCCGCCGCCACCGGAUCACAACCCCGCGUGACCAUGGAUCUAAACCCGACUCUGCCCUCUCGGGCUACGCAGCUCCAUAUCGACGAAGCCCGCGCUGCGCUCGUAGCCUCUAUGUCGAACAUGCUAGACUCGGAGCUGCAAUCGCGUGCCUCGCUGCUCCACUCCAACGCCGCGGCGCUGACUAAGCAAGAGAAGGACGUAGCGAAGGGGACCGAGGCAUUGCGGAAGGAGAAUGACAAGCUUGAGAAACUAGCCCGCGAUACGGAGCGCAAGAUCAAGGAGCUCGGCAACGUGCAGAACUGGGCUGAGGUUCUGGAGAGGGACUUCCUGGUCUUAGAGGAGACCAUGCGCAUAGUGAGGGAGGGCAGCGGAAGCGGCGACGACAGCUGUAGCAAGUGUAGCGGAAGUAGCUGGACCGGGAGUUACAGCGCUGAUGAUAGUAGGGCGGGGAGUCGCCGGGGGAGCGUGACGGGCGAUGCCGAUGGUAACGUUAAGAAACCCGAAGAGCGGGGGUUAAAUGGGCACACCGCCGUAGAUGCUGCUGUCGAAAGUGGAAAACUGGAGGAUAGAAACGAUAUAAACGUCACCGUGGACAAAGCUGUUGCAGAGAGCAUUCUCGAAGCCAUGGCUACAGACUUACACGAACCACUAGGCUCUCUGUCCCUAAACCCGGUUUCGUCCGAGUCUCAAGGAAGCUCACUCAAGGGUAAGGAACCAGCCGUCAAUGACAGCGGAAUAGAAGUCGAUAACGCUCACGACGUUCUCGAAACACGUGAGCCGGUCCAACCGCCGGAUACUAAUAGCGCAGGUGCUGUGGAAGAUGUGGUUCUGAAUAACGAUCUAACUCAUCCUGCGACAACUGAUGGCAAAAGCUAAUUUGCUUAGUGCAAACGGUUAUGUCAAUAGUAUAUCAGGUACGGAGUUAUGGUUUAACGGGAUUGGGUGGCUGAUACGCUUAUACGGACGACCGACUUAUUCAAAGAGCUCAUUGUUCAUUGUCCGAUGCUCGGUAUAUUCCAAGCAAUUUACCACGAACGAGAUCUUAUAUCAUGACGAAUAA
Annulohypoxylon truncatum is the source of this 1452-nucleotide messenger RNA. RefSeq lists its product as uncharacterized. NCBI's taxonomy places the organism in Eukaryota, Fungi, Ascomycota, Sordariomycetes, Xylariales, Hypoxylaceae. Gene Ontology annotation, biological process: endosomal transport. The record is from RefSeq and is a predicted model, not a curated record. The coding region runs from base 138 to 1268 and encodes 376 amino acids. The transcript is spliced from 2 exons. Gene Ontology annotation, cellular component: BLOC-1 complex.